AUGCGCUAUGUCACCUCCUACCUGCUGGCUGCCCUUGGGGGCAACACAUCAUCCAGCACCCAGGACAUCAGGAAGAUCCUGGACAGUGUGGGCAUCGAGGCGGACAACGAGAGGCUCAACAAGGUCAUCAGUGAGCUCAAUGGCAAGAACAUCGAGGAUGUGAUCGCCCAGGGCAUCGGCAAACUGGCCAGUGUGCCCGCUGGUGGGGCUGUGGCCAUGUCAGCUGCCCCGGGAUCCGUGACCCCAGCUGCCAGUGUGGCCCCUGCAGCAGCGGAAGAGAAGGAGAAAAAGGAAGCGUUAGAGGAGUCAGACGACGACAUGGGGUUCGGCAGGUUUGACUAG
Messenger RNA from Ochotona princeps (American pika), 342 nucleotides. Its product is annotated as large ribosomal subunit protein P2-like. The coding region runs from base 1 to 342 and encodes 113 amino acids. The transcript has a single exon. The record is from RefSeq and is a predicted model, not a curated record. Gene Ontology annotation, biological process: cytoplasmic translational elongation. Lineage: Eukaryota; Metazoa; Chordata; Mammalia; Lagomorpha; Ochotonidae. Gene Ontology annotation, cellular component: ribosome; cytosolic large ribosomal subunit. Gene Ontology annotation, molecular function: structural constituent of ribosome.